CGGAGGGAGCCGCAGUAGUACGACGGAAGAUGGCGACGAGCGGCGGUGAAGAGGCGACGGCAGCGGCGCCGGCAGCGGCGCCUGCGUCCCCGGUGACCGGGGCAGACACAGCUCCGGGCUGGGAGGUGGCGGUACGGCCCCUGCUGUCCGCGUCCUACUCGGCCUUCGAGAUGAAGGAGUUGCCGCAGCUGGUGGCCUCAGUCAUCGAGAGUGAAUCAGAAAUCCUGCACCAUGAGAAGCAGUAUGAGCCAUUCUACUCAUCCUUUGUCGCCCUCUCCACUCACUACAUUACCACAGUUUGCAGCCUCAUUCCACGGAACCAACUUCAGUCGGUGGCAGCAGCCUGUAAAGUUCUAAUUGAGUUUUCUCUUCUGCGUCUGGAGAAUCCAGAUGAAGCGUGUGCUGUGUCCCAGAAACACUUGAUUCUCCUAAUCAAAGGCCUCUGCACUGGUUGUAGCCGACUAGACAGAACUGAAAUUAUCACCUUCACAGCCAUGAUGAAAUCGGCCAAACUGCCACAGACAGUGAAGACCCUUUCCGAUGUGGAAGAUCAGAAAGAGCUGGCCUCACUGGUGAACCCUGAGCUGAGGCAGAAGGAGGUGCAGAUGAAUUUUUUGAACCAGCUGACCUCAGUUUUCAACCCUAGAACUGUGGCAUCACCACCCAUUAGUCCACAGGCUCUGGUGGAAGGGGAAAAUGAUGAGCAGUCAUCCACAGAUCAAGCCUCUGCUAUCAAGACCAAGAACGUGUUUAUAGCUCAGAAUGUGGCCAGUCUUCAAGAGCUUGGUGGUUCAGAGAAGUUACUGCGUGUGUGUUUGAAUCUGCCAUAUUUCCUACGCUACAUCAAUCGGUUCCAAGAUGCAGUGUUAGCCAAUUCCUUCUUUAUCAUGCCUGCAACAGUGGCAGAUGCCACUGCUGUCCGUAAUGGUUUUCAUUCACUGGUGAUUGAUGUAACUAUGGCAUUGGAUACCCUUUCUCUACCUGUGUUGGAACCUCUCAAUCCUUCUCGUUUACAAGAUGUAACAGUCCUCAGCCUAAGCUGUCUGUAUGCAGGUGUGAGUGUGGCAACAUGUAUGGCCAUUCUUCAUGUGGGCAGUGCUCAGCAAGUGCGUACAGGAUCCACAAGCUCCAAAGAAGAAGACUAUGAAAGUGAUGCAGCUACAAUUGUCCAGAAAUGUCUUGAAAUCUAUGACAUGAUUGGACAAGCCAUCAGCAGUUCCCGCAGGGCAGGUGGCGAGCACUACCAGAACUUUCAGUUGUUGGGUGCCUGGUGUUUGCUGAACAGCCUUUUCCUCAUACUGAACCUCAGUCCUACUGCCUUGGCUGAUAAGGGGAAAGAGAAAGACCCACUAGCUGCUCUCCGAGUGAGAGACAUUCUUUCUCGUACAAAAGAGGGAGUGGGCUCUCCCAAGCUGGGGCCUGGCAAAGGGCAUCAGGGCUUUGGGGUGCUCUCAGUCAUAUUAGCAAACCAUGCCAUCAAGCUAUUGACAUCUUUGUUUCAAGACCUGCAGGUGGAGGCUCUACACAAGGGUUGGGAGUCUGAUGGUCCCCCUGCGGUCCUAAGCAUUAUGGCCCAGAGCACCUCCAUACAGAGGAUUCAACGGCUGAUCGACUCUGUCCCACUGAUGAACUUACUACUGACAUUACUCUCAACUUCAUACAGAAAGGCAUGUGUCCUACAGCGGCAGAGGAAGGGCUCCAUGAGCAGUGAUGCCAGUGCCUCCACCGACUCUAACACCUACUAUGAGGACGAUUUCAGCAGUACCGAGGAGGACAGCAGUCAAGAUGAUGACAGUGAGCCUAUUUUGGGGCAGUGGUUCGAGGAGACCAUCUCUCCCAGUAAAGAGAAAGUGGCGCCUCCACCUCCACCCCCGCCCCCUCCGCUGGAGAGCUCUCCUCGGGUUAAAAGCCCCAGUAAGCAGGCCCCUGGUGACAAGGGCAACAUUUUGGCUAGUCGAAAAGAUCCUGAGUUGUUUCUAGGUCUGGCUUCCAACAUUUUGAACUUCAUUACCUCUUCCAUGCUAAACUCUCGGAACAAUUUCAUCCGAAACUAUCUGAGCGUGUCUCUUUCCGAACACCAUAUGGCCACCCUGGCCAGUAUCAUCAAGGAGGUGGACAAAGAUGGACUCAAGGGUUCAUCAGAUGAAGAGUUUGCUGCUGCUCUCUAUCACUUCAACCACUCUCUGGUGACCUCUGACCUCCAGUCCCCAAAUCUCCAGAACACACUGCUGCAGCAGCUGGGAGUUGCUCCCUUUUCUGAGGGCCCUUGGCCCCUUUACAUUCACCCGCAAGGCCUCUCUGUGCUUUCACGCCUCCUGCUCAUCUGGCAGCAUAAAGCUGGCACGCAAGGUGACCCUGAUGUCCCUGAAUGCCUUAAAGUUUGGGACAGGUUUUUGUCUACAAUGAAGCAGAAUGCCCUACAAGGGGUAGUGCCCAGUGAGACAGAAGAUCUGAAUGUAGAACACCUGCAGCUGCUACUCCUCAUUUUCCACAACUUUUCUGAGAAAGGCCGGCAGGCCAUUUUGACCCUCUUUGUCCAGAAUAUCCAGGAGCUGAGCGUCAACAUGGAAGCACAGAUGCGCUCUGUGCCUCUCAUCCUGGCACGCCUCCUUUUGAUCUUUGACUAUCUGCUUCAUCAGUACUCCAAAGCACCCGUUUAUCUGUUUGAGCAGGUGCAGCAUAACCUCCUCAGUCCUCCUUUUGGAUGGGCAAAUGGAUCCCAGGACAGUAACAGCCGCAGACCAGCUACCCCUCUGUAUCAUGGAUUCAAGGAAGUAGAAGAAAACUGGUCUAAGCAUUUCUCAUCAGAUGCUGUCCCUCAACCCAGAUUCUACUGUGUCCUGUCCCCAGAAGCCUCAGAGGAUGAUUUGAACCGUCUUGAUUCUGUGGCAUGUGACGUUCUUUUCUCCAAGCUUGUUAAGUAUGAUGAGCUUUAUACUGCCCUAACAGCCUUGCUUGCAGCUGGGUCCCAGCUUGAUACUGUAAGGAGGAAGGAAAAUAAGAAUGUGACAGCUCUGGAGGCCUGUGCUCUUCAGUACUAUUUCUUGAUACUGUGGAGGAUCCUAGGAAUUUUGCCACCUUCAAAGACUUACAUGAACCAGCUGGCCAUGAACUCACCUGAGAUGAGUGAAUGUGACAUCUUACACACACUACGCUGGUCAUCCCGCCUCCGUAUCAGCUCCUAUGUCAAUUGGAUAAAGGAUCACCUCAUCAAACAGGGAAUGAAGGCUGAAAAUGCUGGCUCUCUCAUAGAACUGGCGUCUACCAAGUGUAGCUCAGUGAAAUAUGAUGUUGAAAUUGUUGAGGAAUACUUCGCUCGACAGAUCUCGUCAUUCUGUAGCAUCGACUGUACCACCAUCUUGCAGCUCCAUGAACUUCCUAGUCUGCAGUCCAUCUACACCCUCGAUGCUGCUAUCUCCAAGGUCCAGGUCUCUUUGGAUGAACACUUUUCAAAGAUGGCUGCAGAGACGGAUCCACAUAAGUCAUCUGAGAUCACAAAGAAUCUCCUUCCAGCCACACUCCAACUCAUUGACACCUAUGCAUCAUUCACUAGAGCCUAUUUGUUACAGAACUUCAAUGAGGAGGGAGCCACUGAAAAACCUUCCAAAGAGAAACUGCAGGGCUUUGCUGCUGUCUUAGCUAUUGGCUCCAGUAGGUGCAAGGCAAAUACUCUGGGUCCAACCCUGGUUCAGAAUUUGCCAUCAUCAGUGCAAGCUGUAUGUGAGUCCUGGAAUACUAUCAAUACUAAUGAGUUUCCCAACAUUGGAUCCUGGCGCAAUGCUUUUGCCAAUGAUACCAUUCCUUCUGAGAGUUACAUCAGUGCUGUGCAAGCUGCUCACUUGGGAACUCUUUGUGGCCAGAGUCUGCCUCUGGCUGCUUCCUUGAAGCAUACUCUUCUCUCGCUGGUUAGGCUGACUGGAGACCUGAUUGUGUGGGCAGAUGAGAUGAACCCACCACAGGUCAUUCGGACCCUGCUACCCCUUCUUUUGGAGUCCAGCACUGAGAGUGUUGCUGAGAUCAGUAGCAACUCCCUGGAACGCAUCCUAGGCCCUGCAGAAUCUGAUGAGUUCCUGGCUCGUGUUUAUGAGAAGCUGAUCACUGGUUGCUACAACAUUCUGGCCAAUCAUGCAGACCCCAACAGUGGACUGGAUGAGUCUAUCUUGGAGGAAUGUCUUCAAUAUUUGGAAAAGCAAUUAGAAAGUAGCCAGGCCCGUAAAGCCAUGGAAGAAUUCUUCUCAGACAGUGGCGAACUUGUGCAGAUCAUGAUGGCCACAGCCAAUGAGAACCUUUCUGCUAAAUUCUGUAACCGAGUCUUGAAAUUCUUCACCAAACUCUUCCAGCUGACUGAGAAGAGCCCUAACCCGAGCCUUCUGCAUCUCUGUGGCUCAUUGGCACAACUGGCUUGUGUGGAGCCUGUGCGUUUGCAGGCCUGGCUCACCCGGAUGACUACAUCACCCCCAAAAGAUUCUGAUCAGCUGGAUAUAAUUCAGGAGAACCGGCAGCUGUUGCAGUUACUGACCACGUACAUUGUUCGGGAAAACAGCCAAGUUGGAGAAGGCGUGUGUGCUGUCCUUCUGGGCACCCUGACUCCCAUGGCAACAGAGAUGCUGGCCAAUGGUGAUGGGACUGGCUUUCCUGAACUCAUGGUUGUGAUGGCCACCCUGGCCAGUGCUGGUCAAGGUGCUGGUCACCUUCAGCUUCAUAAUGCUGCUGUGGACUGGUUGGGCAGAUGCAAGAAAUACCUGUCACAGAAGAAUGUGGUUGAGAAACUGAAUGCCAAUGUAAUGCAUGGAAAGCACGUGAUAAUCUUGGAGUGCACAUGCCAUAUUAUGUCUUACUUGGCUGAUGUCACAAAUGCCCUAAGCCAGAGUAAUGGUCAAGGCCCAAGUCACCUGUCAGUGGACGGGGAAGAGCGAGCCAUUGAGGUAGACUCAGACUGGGUGGAGGAGUUGGCAGUGGAAGAGGAAGAUUCACAGGCUGAGGACUCAGAUGAAGAUUCUCUUUGCAAUAAACUCUGCACUUUUACCAUCACACAGAAAGAAUUCAUGAACCAGCAUUGGUACCACUGUCAUACCUGCAAAAUGGUGGAUGGAGUAGGUGUGUGCACAGUGUGUGCUAAGGUGUGCCACAAGGACCAUGAGAUUUCUUAUGCCAAGUAUGGAUCCUUCUUCUGUGACUGUGGAGCCAAGGAAGAUGGAAGCUGUUUGGCACUGGUAAAAAGAACUCCAAGCAGUGGCAUGAGCUCCACCAUGAAGGAGUCUGCAUUUCAGAGUGAACCAAGGGUUUCAGAGAGUUUGGUUCGCCAUGCUAGCACUUCACCAGCCGACAAGGCCAAGGUCACCAUUAGUGAUGGAAAGGUCACUGAUGAAGAGAAGCCCAAGAAGAGUAGCCUGUGCCGCACAGUAGAAGGUUGCCGAGAAGAGCUACAGAACCAGGCCAAUUUCUCCUUCGCUCCUCUCGUGUUAGACAUGCUCAAUUUCCUCAUGGAUGCCAUUCAGACCAACUUUCAACAGGCUUCGGCUGUGGGGAGCAGCAGCCGGGCACAGCAGGCCCUUGGUGAACUGCAUACAGUGGACAAGGUGGUUGAGAUGACAGACCAGCUGAUGGUUCCCACCUUAGGCUCCCAGGAAGGUGCCUUUGAGAAUGUACGGAUGAAUUACAGCGGAGACCAGGGCCAGACUAUACGGCAGCUAAUCAGCGCCCACGUGCUCAGGCGGGUGGCCAUGUGUGUUCUGUCUUCUCCACAUGGGCGCCGCCAGCACUUGGCUGUCAGCCAUGAGAAGGGCAAGAUCACAGUUCUGCAGCUCUCUGCACUUUUGAAGCAAGCAGACUCCAGCAAAAGGAAGUUGACUCUGACCCGCUUGGCUUCUGCCCCUGUGCCCUUUACUGUGCUGAGCCUUACUGGAAAUCCCUGCAAGGAAGAUUACCUGGCAGUGUGUGGCUUGAAGGACUGCCAUGUGCUCACCUUUAGUAGCUCGGGUUCAGUUUCGGAUCACUUGGUGUUGCACCCUCAGUUGGCAACAGGGAACUUCAUCAUCAAAGCCGUGUGGCUACCUGGUUCACAGACUGAGUUAGCAAUUGUUACAGCAGACUUUGUGAAGAUUUAUGACCUAUCUGUGGAUGCUUUGAGUCCAACCUUCUACUUCCUCCUGCCAAGUUCGAAGAUAAGAGAUGUUACCUUCCUUUUCAAUGAGGAGGGGAAGAACAUCAUUGUGAUAAUGUCUUCAGCUGGGUACAUCUAUACUCAGCUCAUGGAGGAGGCCAGCAGUGCCCAGCAAGGACCCUUCUAUGUCACAAACGUACUGGAAAUCAAUCAUGAAGAUCUGAAGGAUAGUAACAGCCAGCUGGCAGGUGGUGGUGUAUCUGUGUACUACUCCCACGUGUUACAGAUGCUGUUCUUCAGUUAUUGUCAGGGAAAGUCCUUUGCAGCCACCAUCAGCAGAACAAGCAUGGAGGUGGUGCAGCUCUUCCCUAUCAACAUUAAAAGUUCCAAUGGUGGCAGUAAGACUUCUCCUGCUCUCUGCCAGUGGUCUGAGGUGAUGAACCAUCCUGGCUUGGUGUGUUGUGUGCAGCAAACAACAGGUGUGCCUCUGGUUGUUAUGGUGAAACCAGACACUUUUCUAAUCCAGGAGAUUAAGACUCUUCCUGCGAAAGCAAAGAUCCAAGACAUGGUUGCUAUUAGACAUACAGCCUGCAAUGAGCAACAGCGGACAACCAUGAUCUUGCUGUGUGAGGAUGGCAGCUUGCGCAUUUACAUGGCCAAUGUGGAGAACACUUCUUACUGGCUCCAGCCGUCCUUGCAGCCCAGCAGUGUAAUCAGCAUCAUGAAGCCUGUUCGAAAGCGCAAAACAGCUACAAUUACAACCCGCACAUCUAGCCAGGUGACCUUCCCCAUUGACUUCUUUGAACACAACCAGCAGCUGACAGAUGUGGAGUUCGGUGGUAAUGAUCUCCUGCAAGUCUACAAUGCACAACAGAUAAAGCACCGGCUGAACUCUACUGGCAUGUAUGUGGCUAACACCAAGCCUGGUGGCUUCACCAUUGAGAUCAGUAACAACAACAGCACUAUGGUGAUGACAGGCAUGCGGAUCCAGAUCGGGACCCAGGCAAUUGAACGGGCCCCAUCAUAUAUCGAGAUUUUUGGCAGAACCAUGCAGCUUAAUCUGAGUCGAUCACGCUGGUUUGACUUCCCCUUUACCAGAGAAGAAGCCCUGCAAGCUGAUAAGAAGCUGAACCUCUUUAUUGGUGCCUCAGUGGAUCCAGCAGGUGUCACCAUGAUAGAUGCUGUAAAAAUUUAUGGCAAGACUAAGGAGCAAUUUGGCUGGCCUGAUGAGCCCCCUGAAGAAUUCCCUUCUGCCUCUGUCAGCAACAUCUGCCCUUCCAACCUCAACCAGAGUAAUGGCACUGUAGACAGCGACUCAGCUACACCUACUACAACUAGUGGCACUGUCUUGGAGAGGCUGGUUGUGAGUUCUUUAGAAGCCCUGGAAAGCUGCUUUGCCGUUGGUCCAAUCAUCGAGAAGGAGAGGAACAAGAAUGCAGCACAGGAGCUGGCCACUUUGCUGCUGUCCCUGCCAGCACCUGCUAGUGUACAGCAGCAGUCCAAGAGUCUUUUAGCCAGCCUGCAUACUAGUCGCUCAGCCUAUCACAGCCACAAGGAUCAGGCCUUGCUGAGCAAAGCUGUGCAGUGUCUCAACACAUCCAGCAAAGAAGGCAAGGACUUGGACCCUGAAGUCUUCCAGAGGCUGGUCAUCACAGCUCGAUCCAUUGCCAUCAUGCGUCCUAACAACCUUGUCCAUUUUACGGAGUCAAAGCUGCCCCAGAUGGAAACAGAAGGAGUGGAUGAGGGGAAGGAACCACAGAAGCAGGCAGAAGGAGAAUGCUGUAGUUUCAUCACGCAGCUUGUGAACCACUUCUGGAAACUCCAUGCAUCCAAACCCAAGAAUGCCUUCCUGGCCCCUGCCUGCCUGCCAGGUCUCACUCAUAUUGAAGCUACUGUUAAUGCAUUGGUAGAUAUUAUCCAUGGCUACUGUACUUGUGAGCUGGACUGUAUCAAUACAGCAUCCAAGAUCUACAUGCAGAUGCUGUUGUGUCCUGAUCCGGCUGUGAGCUUCUCUUGCAAACAAGCUCUAAUUCGAGUCCUAAGGCCCAGAAACAAACGGAGACAUGUAACAUUGCCCUCCUCCCCUCGAAGUAACACUCCAAUGGGAGACAAGGAUGAUGACGAUGACGAUGAUGCAGAUGAGAAAAUGCAGUCCUCAGGGAUCACCGAUGGUGGUCACAUCCGCCAGGAAAGCCAGGAACAGAGUGAGGUGGACCAUGGCGAUUUUGAAAUGGUGUCUGAGUCAAUGGUCCUGGAGACAGCUGAAAAUGUCAACAAUGGCAACCCCUCUCCCCUGGAGGCUCUGCUGGCAGGUGCAGAGGGCUUCCCACCCAUGCUGGACAUCCCACCUGAUGCAGAUGAUGAGACCAUGGUUGAACUAGCCAUUGCCCUGAGCCUGCAGCAGGACCAACAAGGCAGCAGCAGCAGUGCCCUGGGCCUGCAGAGCCUGGGACUGUCCGGCCAGGCACCCAGCUCUUCCUCUCUGGACGCAGGAACCCUCUCUGACACCACAGCAUCAGCUCCAGCUUCUGAUGACGAGGGCAGCACGGCAGCAACAGAUGGCUCCACCCUGCGGACCUCUCCUGCCGACCAUGGUGGCAGUGUGGGCUCGGAGAGCGGGGGCAGUGCAGUGGACUCAGUGGCUGGCGAGCACAGUGUGUCUGGCCGGAGCAGUGCCUAUGGGGAUGCCACAGCGGAAGGGCAUCCUGCUGGACCAGGAAGUGUCAGCUCAAGCACUGGUGCUAUUAGUACUGCCACUGGGCACCAGGAGGGAGACGGCUCCGAGGGAGAAGGAGAAGGGGAAGCUGAAGGAGAUGUCCAUACCAGCAACAGGCUGCACAUGGUGCGCCUGAUGCUGUUGGAGAGGUUACUGCAGACCUUGCCCCAGUUACGAAAUGUUGGAGGUGUCCGGGCCAUCCCAUACAUGCAGGUCAUUCUAAUGCUUACUACAGAUUUGGAUGGAGAAGAUGAGAAAGACAAGGGAGCUUUGGACAACCUUCUCUCCCAGCUGAUUGCUGAACUGGGUAUGGAUAAAAAGGAUGUGUCCAAGAAGAAUGAGCGCAGUGCUUUGAAUGAAGUCCAUUUGGUAGUGAUGAGGCUUCUUAGUGUCUUCAUGUCCCGCACGAAGUCUGGAUCCAAGUCUUCCAUAUGUGAGUCAUCUUCCCUCAUCUCUAGUGCCACAGCUGCAGCCCUGCUGAGCUCAGGGGCUGUGGACUAUUGCCUGCAUGUGCUCAAGUCACUGCUGGAAUAUUGGAAGAACCAACAGAAUGAUGAAGAACCCGUGGCCACUAGCCAGUUGCUGAAACCCCAUACAACUUCAUCCCCUCCUGAUAUGAGCCCAUUCUUUCUCCGGCAGUAUGUGAAGGGUCAUGCUGCUGAUGUGUUUGAGGCCUAUACUCAGCUGCUCACAGAGAUGGUCCUGCGGUUGCCAUACCAAAUCAAAAAGAUCGCUGACACCAGUUCUCGAAUCCCACCUCCUGUCUUUGAUCACUCAUGGUUCUAUUUUCUCUCAGAGUACUUGAUGAUCCAGCAGACUCCAUUUGUACGCCGCCAAGUCCGAAAACUUCUGCUCUUCAUCUGUGGAUCAAAGGAGAAGUACCGACAACUCCGGGAUUUGCACACCUUGGACUCUCAUGUGCGUGGGAUCAAGAAGCUGCUAGAGGAACAGGGAAUAUUUCUCCGGGCCAGUGUGGUUACAGCCAGUUCAGGCUCUGCCUUGCAGUAUGACACACUCAUCAGCCUGAUGGAACACCUGAAAGCCUGUGCAGAGAUUGCUGCCCAGCGAACCAUCAACUGGCAGAAAUUCUGCAUCAAAGAUGACUCUGUCCUGUACUUCCUCCUGCAAGUGAGUUUCCUGGUGGAUGAGGGUGUGUCCCCAGUGCUGCUGCAGCUGCUCUCCUGUGCUCUGUGUGGCAGCAAAGUGCUCGCGGCCCUGGCAGCCUCCACAGGUUCCUCCAGUUCCGCUUCCUCCUCUGCUCCUGUGGCUUCCAGCUCUGGACAAGGCGCAACACAGUCCAAAUCUUCCACGAAAAAGAGCAAAAAAGAAGAAAAGGAAAAAGAAAAAGAUAGUGAGAGUUCAGGUAGCCAGGAGGACCAGCUGUGCACAGCUCUGGUGAACCAGCUGAACAAAUUUGCUGAUAAGGAAACCCUCAUCCAGUUUCUGCGUUGUUUCCUGUUGGAGUCCAAUUCUUCUUCUGUGCGCUGGCAGGCCCACUGCCUGACGCUGCACAUCUACAGAAACUCCAGCAAAUCUCAACAGGAGCUCUUGCUAGAUCUCAUGUGGUCCAUUUGGCCAGAACUCCCAGCUUAUGGUCGUAAGGCUGCCCAGUUUGUGGAUCUACUGGGAUAUUUCUCCUUGAAAACAAUACAGACAGAGAAGAAGUUGAAGGAGUAUUCACAGAAGGCUGUUGAGAUACUUCGGACUCAAAACCAUAUUCUCACCAACCAUCCCAACUCCAACAUUUACAGCACCUUGUCCGGCUUAGUGGAGUUCGAUGGCUAUUAUCUGGAGAGUGAUCCCUGUCUGGUGUGUAACAAUCCAGAAGUGCCAUUUUGUUAUAUCAAGCUGUCUUCCAUUAAAGUGGAUACACGAUACACCACCACCCAGCAGGUUGUGAAGCUGAUUGGCAGUCACACCAUCAGCAAAGUGACAGUGAAGAUUGGGGACCUAAAGCGGACCAAGAUGGUGCGGACUAUCAAUCUGUAUUAUAACAACCGAACUGUGCAGGCCAUCGUGGAGUUGAAAAACAAACCAGCCCGCUGGCACAAAGCAAAGAAAGUUCAGCUGACCCCCGGUCAGACAGAAGUGAAGAUUGACCUGCCGUUGCCCAUUGUGGCCUCCAACCUGAUGAUUGAGUUUGCAGACUUCUAUGAAAACUACCAGGCAUCCACAGAGACCCUGCAGUGCCCACGCUGUAGUGCCUCUGUUCCUGCUAAUCCAGGGGUGUGUGGCAACUGUGGAGAGAAUGUGUACCAGUGUCACAAAUGCAGAUCCAUCAACUAUGAUGAAAAGGAUCCUUUCCUCUGCAAUGCUUGUGGCUUCUGUAAAUAUGCUCGCUUUGACUUCAUGCUCUACGCCAAGCCUUGCUGUGCAGUGGAUCCCAUUGAAAAUGAGGAAGACCGGAAGAAGGCUGUUUCCAACAUAAACACACUUCUGGACAAAGCUGACCGAGUAUAUCAUCAAUUGAUGGGACAUAGGCCACAGCUGGAGAACCUGCUAUGCAAAGUGAAUGAGGCCGCUCCAGAAAAGCCACAGGAAGACUCUGGAACGGCAGGGGGCAUCAGUUCCACAUCAGCCAGUGUAAAUCGCUAUAUCCUGCAGUUGGCUCAGGAGUACUGUGGUGACUGCAAGAACUCAUUUGAUGAACUCUCCAAAAUCAUCCAGAAAGUCUUUGCUUCACGCAAGGAGUUGUUGGAAUAUGACCUGCAGCAAAGGGAAGCAGCCACCAAAUCAUCCCGGACUUCUGUGCAGCCCACAUUCACUGCCAGCCAGUACCGCGCUUUAUCCGUCCUGGGCUGUGGCCACACAUCUUCCACCAAGUGCUAUGGCUGUGCUUCUGCCGUCACCGAGCAUUGUAUCACACUCCUCAGGGCCCUGGCCACCAAUCCAGCUCUGCGACAUAUCCUUGUCUCCCAGGGCCUUAUCCGGGAACUCUUCGAUUAUAAUCUUCGCCGAGGAGCUGCAGCCAUGCGGGAGGAGGUCCGCCAGCUCAUGUGCCUCCUAACUCGAGAUAAUCCAGAAGCCACCCAGCAGAUGAAUGACCUGAUCAUUGGCAAAGUCUCUACAGCUCUGAAAGGCCAUCGGGCCAACCCUGACUUGGCAAGUAGUCUGCAGUAUGAGAUGCUGCUGCUGACAGAUUCCAUCUCGAAGGAGGAUAGCUGCUGGGAGCUCCGUUUACGCUGUGCGCUGAGCCUUUUCCUCAUGGCUGUGAAUAUUAAGACUCCUGUGGUAGUCGAGAACAUCACCCUCAUGUGCCUGAGGAUCUUGCAGAAGCUUAUUAAGCCACCUGCCCCAACCAGCAAGAAGAACAAGGAUGUCCCUGUCGAGGCCCUCACCACUGUGAAGCCAUACUGCAAUGAGAUCCAUGCCCAGGCUCAGCUGUGGCUCAAGAGAGAUCCCAAGGCAUCCUAUGAAGCCUGGAAGAAGUGUCUUCCUAUUAGAGGGAUAGAAGGCAAUGGGAAGUCUCCCAGCAAGUCAGAGCUUCACCAUCUCUAUUUGACUGAGAAGUACGUAUGGAGGUGGAAACAGUUCCUGAGCCGGCGAGGGAAGAGAACCACUCCUCUGGAUCUCAAACUGGGGCAUAACAACUGGUUGCGACAAGUGCUUUUUACUCCUGCAACACAGGCUGCCCGGCAAGCAGCUUGUACCAUUGUGGAGGCUUUGGCCACCAUCCCCAGCCGCAAGCAGCAGGUCCUUGACCUCCUCACCAGCUAUCUGGACGAGCUGAGCAUAGCUGGGGAAUGUGCUGCUGAGUACCUGGCUCUCUACCAGAAGCUUAUCGCCUCAGCACACUGGAAGGUCUACCUGGCAGCUCGGGGAGUUCUGCCCUACGUAGGCAACCUCAUCACCAAGGAAAUAGCCCGCUUGCUUGCCCUGGAGGAGGCCACCCUGAGCACUGACCUGCAGCAGGGAUAUGCCCUCAAGAGUCUCACAGGCCUUCUGUCUUCCUUCGUGGAGGUGGAAUCCAUCAAAAGGCACUUUAAAAGUCGCUUGGUGGGAACCGUGCUGAAUGGGUACCUGUGCUUGCGGAAGCUGGUGGUGCAGAGGACCAAGCUGAUAGAUGAAACCCAGGACAUGCUGCUGGAGAUGCUGGAAGACAUGACCACAGGUACAGAAUCAGAAACCAAAGCCUUCAUGGCUGUAUGCAUUGAGACAGCCAAGCGCUACAAUCUGGACGACUACCGAACACCAGUCUUCAUCUUUGAGAGGCUGUGCAGCAUCAUUUAUCCUGAGGAGAAUGAAGUCACUGAAUUCUUUGUGACCCUGGAGAAGGACCCCCAACAAGAAGAUUUCUUACAGGGCAGGAUGCCUGGGAAUCCAUAUAGCAGCAAUGAGCCGGGCAUUGGGCCACUUAUGAGAGAUAUAAAGAACAAGAUUUGCCAGGACUGUGACCUGGUGGCUCUCCUGGAGGACGACAGUGGGAUGGAGCUUCUAGUGAACAAUAAAAUUAUUAGUUUGGACCUACCUGUGGCUGAAGUUUACAAGAAGGUCUGGUGUACCACGAAUGAGGGAGAGCCCAUGAGAAUUGUUUAUCGAAUGCGGGGCCUGCUGGGUGACGCCACUGAGGAGUUCAUCGAGUCUCUGGACUCUACCACAGAUGAAGAAGAAGAUGAAGAAGAAGUGUACAAGAUGGCUGGUGUGAUGGCCCAGUGUGGGGGCCUGGAGUGCAUGCUUAACAGAUUGGCAGGGAUCAAAGACUUCAAGCAGGGGCGCCACCUUCUAACAGUGCUGCUGAAGUUGUUCAGUUUCUGUGUGAAGGUGAAAGUCAACCGGCAGCAGUUGGUCAAGCUGGAGAUGAACACUUUGAAUGUCAUGCUAGGGACGCUAAACUUGGCUCUGGUAGCAGAGCAGGAGAGCAAGGACAGUGGGGGUGCUGCUGUGGCUGAGCAGGUGCUCAGCAUCAUGGAAAUCAUUCUAGAUGAGUCCAAUGCGGAGCCCCUGAGUGAGGACAAGGGCAACCUCCUCCUCACGGGUGACAAGGACCAACUCGUGAUGCUCUUGGACCAGAUCAACAGCACCUUCGUCCGCUCUAACCCUAGCGUGCUUCAGGGCCUGCUGCGCAUCAUCCCGUACCUCUCCUUUGGAGAGGUGGAAAAGAUGCAGAUCUUGGUGGAGCGGUUCAAACCAUACUGCAACUUUGAUAAGUAUGACGAAGACUACAGUGGUGAUGACAAAGUCUUCCUGGACUGCUUCUGCAAGAUUGCAGCCGGCAUUAAGAACAACAGCAAUGGGCAUCAGCUGAAGGACCUCAUCCUCCAGAAGGGAAUCACUCAGAAUGCCCUGGAUUACAUGAAAAAGCACAUUCCUAGUGCUAAGAAUUUGGAUGCUGACAUCUGGAAAAAGUUUUUAUCUCGCCCAGCCCUGCCAUUUAUCUUGAGGCUUCUUCGGGGGCUAGCCAUCCAACACCCAGCUACCCAGGUUCUGAUUGGAACUGACUCCAUCACAAAUCUGCAUAAACUGGAGCAGGUGUCCAGUGACGAGGGCAUUGGGACCUUGGCAGAGAACCUACUAGAGGCACUGCGGGAACACCCGGAUGUGAACAAGAAAAUUGAUGCAGCCCGCAGAGAGACCCGAGCAGAGAAAAAGCGCAUGGCCAUGGCUAUGAGACAGAAGGCACUGGGGACCCUAGGCAUGACGACCAAUGAAAAGGGCCAGGUAGUGACCAAGACAGCGCUCCUGAAGCAGAUGGAGGAGCUGAUCGAGGAGCCAGGCCUCACAUGCUGCAUCUGCAGAGAAGGCUACAAGUUUCAGCCCACCAAGGUCCUGGGCAUUUAUACCUUUACUAAACGGGUGGCCUUGGAGGAGAUGGAGAAUAAGCCUCGGAAACAGCAGGGCUACAGCACCGUGUCCCACUUCAACAUUGUGCACUACGACUGUCAUUUAGCUGCUGUCAGGUUGGCUCGAGGCCGGGAAGAGUGGGAAAGUGCUGCCCUGCAGAAUGCCAACACUAAGUGCAAUGGGCUCCUUCCUGUCUGGGGUCCCCACGUCCCUGAAUCAGCUUUUGCCACUUGCUUGGCAAGGCAUAACACAUACCUCCAGGAAUGUACCGGCCAGCGGGAGCCCACGUACCAGCUCAACAUCCACGACAUCAAACUGCUCUUCCUACGCUUCGCCAUGGAGCAGUCGUUCAGUGCAGAUACUGGAGGGGGAGGCCGGGAGAGCAACAUUCACCUGAUCCCAUACAUCAUUCACACUGUGCUUUACGUCCUGAACACAACACGAGCAACGUCUCGAGAAGAGAAGAAUCUCCAAGGUUUCCUGGAACAGCCCAAAGAGAAGUGGGUGGAGAGUGCCUUUGACGUGGACGGGCCCCACUAUUUCACGGUGCUGGCCCUUCACGUCCUGCCCCCUGAGCAGUGGAGAGCGAUGCGCAUAGAGAUCCUGCGGAGGCUACUGGUGACCUCACACGCCCGGGCAGUGGCUCCAGGGGGAGCUACUAGGCUGACAGAUAAAGCAGUGAAGGAUUAUUCUGUUUAUCGCUCUUCCCUUCUCUUUUGGGCCCUCGUCGAUCUCAUUUACAACAUGUUUAAGAAGGUGCCUACCAGUAACACAGAGGGCGGCUGGUCCUGCUCUCUGGCUGAGUACAUCCGCCACAACGACAUGCCCAUCUACGAAGCCGCCGACAGAGCCCUGAAAACCUUCCAAGAGGAGUUCAUGCCAGUGGAGGCCUUCCCAGAGUUCUUCGACGCAGCUGGUCUUCUGUCAGAAGUCACUGACCCAGAGAACUUCCUGAAGGACCUGUUGAACUCGGUCCCCUGAACACCCACAGAAACCGCUCGAUGGAGAUUGAAGCUAGCUUGCCUUCCACCCUCUCUUCCCUCCUCGUGCAGAUUCCCCCACAGGAUGCUGCAUUCUUACCCCCUCCCUCUCAUUUUCUUGGAGUGGUGUGGGGGUUUAGGCUUCCUGGUUUACCUCGUGUGUGUGGUGCACUAGCGACGAAGUUGUCUGUAACCAAGCCUCGAAGGACCUGUAUAUACCUAGGAGCCGUGAGUUGUCCUGGCCAGCGUGAUACUUGAGUGUGCACAUCUUGAGAAAUAAACGAAUGACUUAAUACACA
Messenger RNA from Dipodomys spectabilis (banner-tailed kangaroo rat), 15879 nucleotides. It is a transcript of the gene Ubr4, whose product is annotated as ubiquitin protein ligase E3 component n-recognin 4. The transcript is spliced from 106 exons. NCBI's taxonomy places the organism in Eukaryota, Metazoa, Chordata, Mammalia, Rodentia, Heteromyidae. The coding region runs from base 30 to 15581 and encodes 5183 amino acids. The record is from RefSeq and is a predicted model, not a curated record. Gene Ontology annotation, molecular function: protein binding; zinc ion binding.